This is a messenger RNA of Colletotrichum lupini, 2856 nucleotides long. RefSeq lists its product as uncharacterized. The transcript is spliced from 15 exons. The record is from RefSeq and is a predicted model, not a curated record. The coding region runs from base 1 to 2856 and encodes 951 amino acids. Lineage: Eukaryota; Fungi; Ascomycota; Sordariomycetes; Glomerellales; Glomerellaceae.
AUGAUCGUGAGCAGAAGAUCGGCCUAUGAGUCUGGUGUCUUUACGAUGCCACGAGUCAACCACUACCAAUCCGUGGUGAAGCGUCAUAGCUCAUCGAUGAUGAUAACUGAUCGCUAUACAACCGUGUUGAGCCGCCACCCUAACAGUAGGCUUCAUUCUCUAGAUGGCUCAUCGCCCUUGGCUACUGUCAUGAAAGAUGCUGUGAAGCAGCGGCUCUCUUGGAAUUCCUGCGCAGUACGUCACCCGAAGCAGCCGCACCAUGCCACAAUGAUCGGGUCUGUUUACCCAGAUCUAGACGUCCGUCGACGAGCCAACGUAGCAAGGGCCGGUAGUAUGUGGGCCUGGACCGAGAUGACUGGGGGAGUGCACGUUGGGCGAUGGCUCGUGAAGACUAAUCAUCAAAUGGACACCUCCUUUCCCACCGGGGAGAAUUUUACAGGCAGAAAGAAGAACAACCCCCAAAACCCUGUAUACGUCCACUCGCCUGGUCCAAUUCACAUUGCCGUGCCUCACUCUCGCUUGCGCACGUCAAUCUGUCAAACCCAAGCAGACGGAGUAGCCCACAUGCCGUCACACUACAGACACAGACUACGGAUACACACAAAUUUGCAAUAUGAGGCUUCAAGAUCUUAUCUCAUCUUGGUAUUUGUUGGGCACGGCCGUCCACUACGAACGACUUACUCGCGGUCACUAACCCCGGGACGAGGGCGCCUGAGUCGUGUAGCAGUGCCCCUAUGGAACCUCUCGCAGUACGAAAGUUUAGAUUUCAACGGGCGCGAAGCACCUAUUGCGGAUAGUUGCCAACUCACAGAAAGAAUGCCAAGACGCGAGAGUCUAGAAGAGGGAAAAGACUCACGCGACACAUUACCACGUCCAUCAAAUCCAAUGUGCCUCCCCCUACUAAGGAUACCUAGCCAACGGAAGGCCCGCCAAGAGGUGGAUUGGAAACACCUCAUCGCCAAGAGCACAGAUCAAGCUCAUAUACUCGAUGGGCUUUUAAUAGCCCCAAACACUGCCCGCGUAGGCGCCAAGACCACCCUCCCCAAGCAAAGCCGGUGCAGCAACAGUAGCGAAAACUUGCGGACAGCCCCCCGUCCUUCGCUACUCCGUGAACUUUACGCCGUACUCAACCAGAUAGGCAGGCUAUCCAGAAUCGACAGUAUCGGAUUUUGCCGUACGCCAAGUAACGCAGAACGGACCUCAAGUACUCCGUACACUACUCCGUACACUUGUAAUUUUGGCCGGUCUUUGAGGCAUAAUCAUGUGCCUGACCACUUUUACCACCUGCUCACUGACCAAGUGGUUCAGGACAGCUCCGCUACGGAUACCAGCAACCUCGAAAAUAGCAUCCUCCUUGUAACCACAUCGAGCAGAUCUCGAGCACUUUCCAAGAAGUCGCAAACUCUUGCCAGUCAACCUAGCAAGUCUACGGAAGAGGGCGGUGUCAACCUCAACAGACCCUUCAUCCAUGCCCCCAGAGGCCUUGGCAUAAUUUUCCGUUGCAAACUGAUGUAUAAGAAGAAGCUGAUCAUCCCGCCUUUUUCUCACUCCUGUCAUGCCAUCACCAUCACCAUCAUCAUCCCACCUCACCCACACAACUCCAACUCAACCUUCUCUCACAACCAUCCAAACUCCUCUCCACCUCCAACUCAACACCAACACAACCAAACUGCCAAAAUGCGCGCCGCCUUCGCCAUCGUCUCCCUCCUCGCCGCCACCGUCGCCGCCCGCUUCGACGGCCCUUGCACCGACACCGUCUGCGGCGACUCCAGGGUCAACUGCGAGGCCGAGGGCCGCAUCUGCGUCGGCUUCCCCAGCAAUGAUUUUCAAUUCCUACCUACGCAUGGUACGUGUGCCCUUGAAGCUGCUGCUUCCUCUUCAAGGACCCUCAUGGCUAACUCGAUACCCAUCAGAUCAGCAUUUGAAAGGUCUCCCAUUUUGGAAAGACUCGGAGUUUUUGGGAAAGAUACAGGAACGAGGAACAAGACGCAUCACUCACGGGAAACCCAUCAUGAAAUGGCAAAACACACAAAGGCGCUCGGAGAGAAGCGAUGGAACCCACACGGCAUGAUAUCCAAACCUGAACAAAAAAACAGCAUAGAAAAAAUCCCACAUACUACCUCUUCCUGUCCGCAACACAACACAUCUCUGCCAUUCCCUCCCAAAGUCCAUGAUGCAACCCAUGAUCGCCCAUCUGCCGUGACACCCCAGACACGAUUCGAGGCGCUCGUCUCCCGCAGCCAAGACACGUCCACCUCACCACCACCACCCCAACUCCCUCCUUCACACCCCUUUUCCUACCCAUUUGCUAUACACGCACAUAUACCUCCAUUCAAACAAACCCAUCCAUCCCCAACCCCUCAAAAACUCCCGAGGGCUCCUCGGUCCCACCGAAUCGGCAUUCUCCCCAUCCCCGCUUACCCCCGAGACCCAACUCACCCGAGGGACCCGAACACACGCAGCUCGAAACCCACUUUGCCGAGAUCGAUCGGCACCGGGAUCAAGACUCACUUCAGUGCUAGGCACUUUACGGUGGGCAAACCAGCACACGGGACAGCGAAGGCCUUAACAGAAUAUUGCUUAUCGUCGCUGACACCGCCACUGCUAAGAAAAGGUUACAUUCGGGACCGCUCUCUGUAUCGGUAUCUCAAUCGCAUCUCUCUAGCUACGUGUAACUACUCAAUUGCGAUAACGAUUCCUUACUAUGACUAUAGACUUGGCAUCACAGCGACGGGAAUCCAAGACAGUAUUCAAAGGAGGAAGAAGUUCCCCUUCACAGCACCACACACCGACCGUGAUACUUCUUCUAUGCCUCGCGUGGAAACAAGGAAUCCCAUCCAAAUGUGUAAACAUUGA